Saccostrea cuccullata (small rock oyster) is the source of this 504-nucleotide messenger RNA. Its product is annotated as probable sulfoacetate transporter SauU. Lineage: Eukaryota; Metazoa; Mollusca; Bivalvia; Ostreida; Ostreidae. The annotation marks the transcript as partial. The transcript has 4 exons. The record is from RefSeq and is a predicted model, not a curated record. Gene Ontology annotation, biological process: transmembrane transport. Gene Ontology annotation, molecular function: transmembrane transporter activity.
GGGGAGUUAAUCUAAUAUUUGUUUACCUUUGGAGUCGUGGUCGGUUGGGAGAAGAUAUUGCAUAGUUCUGAUGAUUCUCCCCAUGUCCUGAUGACUACAAAGAACAUACAGCAAUGACUUAAGGAGGUAUAUCUUGAGUACCUAUCUUCUCCUUGUGUUUUGUAUGUUACAUCUGAGCGAAGUAAGAUAUAAAACAGAUAAUUGGUCUGGCCGCUGAUUGUUGAAGCAGGAUGUUGUCCACGCCACUACAGAGACGACAGGCCGUCAUUUUUAUCCUGGGAUGGCUCGCUUACGCCUCCACGUAUUUGCUGCGAAAACCUCUAGGUGUUGUGAAGACAGACUUAGAAGAGUCACUUUCUAUUGGUAAAACACAGUUAGGAUGGCUAGAUACGGCUCUGUUGCUACCUUAUGCUCUAAUGCAGAUGUUGUUGGGGCCGUUAGGAGACAGGUUUGGACCCAGGAGAACUUUUGGAGUCUGUUUGCUGAUGUCUGCCUUUUUCCAUG